GCGGACUGCCAAUGGAUGCCCCUUCCCCGGUCCGGUCGAUUGCCGAAACCGCAUUGCAACGUGCUCAUGGCACAGCUGCGGGAUUACUUGCACACUGCAAUACCAACUCCGUUGAUGGACGCCGGAGUAGAGGUAUUCGACCUUCACAAUUACAUUGCGAAGGCCGCGAGUUCAAGACACAACGGACUUUAUGGUACGCCCGACCUUGGCCCACGCGUCCGGAGGAAGUCCCAGCCUACGCAAGUCACGUUGGCAGACAGUCACACGCACAAGUCAAUCGAUCGGUGCAUAGAUGACGUCCCCGUGUACUUUGCCCCGCAUGCAAGCGAGGCGGUGUCCUUUGAUAUCUUGGACACCAAAUUCGACACGAUCUUGGGCAUGUCAUGGCUGCGAAGCGAGGAUCACCCGGUGAACUUCUACCCCCGCACCGUUCACGUUCGUGAUCGGAACGGAGUACUAGUCUCAUGCACGGUGGCUCCUCCUCACCCUUCGAUCAGCUGCCACGUGGUGUCCUCCGCAAGCAUGCGAGCUUCCAUCAUCAGAGACGACAUCGAGGAGAUGGGGGUGUGUUUUCUCCACGCCCUCCAGCCCCAUGACGCUUCAUCGACGGACUCAUCUUCGGACCCACGCAUCACCGAGCUUAUCGACGCCUACGACAACGUGUUCGAAGGCCCGCACGGAGUAGUCCCGAAUCGGCCCAUCCGCCACGAGAUCAUCCUCGAGGACGGGGUUGUACGUCCGCACGGUUGCAUCUACCGAAUGGGCGAGGAAGAGUUAAGUGUGCUACGGGCACAACUUGACGACCUUCAGGAGAAAGGCUGGAUUCGGCCUAGCUCAUCGCCAUACGGUGCUCCCGUUCUCUUCGUCCGGAAGAAGAACAAGGAUUUUCAAUUGUGCAUCGAUUAUCGCAAGCUCAACGAGCAAACGACCAGAAACGUCGGCCCUCUUCCACGCAUCGACGACCUUCUCGAACGACUGGGCGGCGCCAAGUUCUUUUCCAAGCUUGACCUCAAGUCGGGAUAUCACCAACUCGAGAUUCGGCAGGGGGACUGCUAUAAGACCGCGUUUAAGACGCGAUAUGAGCAUUUCGAAUGGCUGGUUAUGCCAUUUGGCCUUGCGAAUGCCGCAACCACUUUCCAAGCGGCUAUGACAACGGAGUUCCGACACAUGCUGGAUCGAUUUGUACUUAUCUACCUCGACGACAUCCUGGUGUACAGCCGAAGUUUGGACAAGCAUGUGGAACACCUGUGCACCGUUUUGGAGCGGCUACGACAAGCCAAGCACAAAGCCAACCGCGACAAAUGCGAAUUCGUGUGGCAGGAGCUGGAGUACUUGGGACAUUAUGUGACGCCGCAAGGCAUCCGUCCGCUUGCGGACAAGAUCAAGGCCCUCCGCGUAUGGCCCGAGCCCACCAACACCACGGACGUUCGUUCAUUCAUGGGGUUGGCGGGCAACUAUCAACGAUUCAUCACCGGGUUCACAUGGGUCACGGACAACAACCCAUUGACCUACUACAAGACGCAGGAUACGGUGAGCAGCACGAUCGGGCGAUGGAUGUACUUCAUCGACCAAUUUGACUUCACACCGAAACACCUCCCCUGCCUCUCUAAUCGCGCAGCAGAUGCACUUUCGCGAAGACCUGGUCUUUGCACUACGACACAUCAUGCCUUCGCAUUCGACGAGGAACUCCAACGACACUUCAUCCGGGGUUAUGAGUCUGAUCCGGACUUCGCCACAUUGUACGCGCAGCUAUCUUCGGAUCACCCGCCGGCCAGCCACUAUCGCAUUGCCGACGGGUACUUGCUCCUCCACUCAAGAGGCAAGGGCUUACUAUGUGUCCCACGAGAUCGUCGUCUUUGGACUCGCCUUCUCGGCGAGUAUCAUGAUCCGCGACUCGCCGGCCAUUUCGGAGUCAACCGCACCAUUGCACGACUUCGACAACGAUUCGGAUGGCCCGACCUCAUUACCGAUGUCACUCGGUAUUGCGACUCUUGCGAAGUUUGCCGACGAAGUAAGCCCCGCAAUCGCAACCCCUACGGCGAGUUGCGGUCGAUGCCUAUCCCAAGGGAACCCGGCAUCUCCAUUGCCAUGGAUGUCACCGGACCAUUUCCCCACGAUCGCCUCAGGCUCGACGACAUCCUCACGGUGGUGGACCGUUUGAGUACGUAUGCGCGUUUUCUCCCUUGCAAGUACUACUCCACGGCUCCCGAGUUGUCACGCCUCUUGCACACCGGCUGGAUUUGUGGCCACGGUGUACCGCAAGACAUAGUCAGCAACCGCGACACUCACUUCAUGUCGACAUUUUGGACUGCUCUCAUGCAGGAGUCCGACACGAAGAUGAAACCAAGUUCGGCUCGACAUCCACAGACGGACGGGCAAACGGAGCGGGCACAUCAAACCACUCAAAUGAUGCUUCGUACGCUCAUCCGUCCGGACCAGAAAGAUUGGGUUGACCGCCUCCCCGACAUCGAGUUCGCCUACAACACUUCGGUGCACCCGGCGAUCGGCGUGACUCCAUUCGAGUUGCACCACGGUGGACGGAAAGACCGUAUCUUCGCCGACCUUCUCCUCCCACGACCAGCCGACAUCGACGCCACUUGCUCUCCUGCUUCCGUCCGGAAGUACAGGGAAUUGCUCAAGCCCACGCGAAUAUGCAAAAGGCUCAAGUCCGCAUGCAGCAGCAAGCCAACAAGCGUUGCGUGCCAUGUCCCAUCCGCGCCGGUGAUCUGGUUUGCGUCUCCGCGGAAUAGUUUGCACUGGAAUAGGAUGUUUCACGCAAACUGCUUCCCAAGUGGUUUGGACCAUGGCCCGUAACAUCAGCCGCGAGCGAUGAGCCCGAUGGCCCUUCAUUUGUGAUCAACAUCCCCCCGCAUCUGAUGGUCCAUCCAGUCUUUCACGCCUCGAAGCUGACAACAUAUACACCAGCUAAGAGCGACGACUUCCCGGGCUGACGAUCGCACGACCCUCCAUCUAUGGAUGGUCAUCAGGAAGUUGACCGCGUCAUCACUGAUCGCAAGUACCUCGACUGUACAAAGUUACAUUCAAAGCAUGCGAUCCCGACGACACUCGGUGGAUUUCAGGAACAGA
Chara braunii is the source of this 3087-nucleotide messenger RNA. The record is from the annotation of a GenBank genome assembly. NCBI's taxonomy places the organism in Eukaryota, Viridiplantae, Streptophyta, Charophyceae, Charales, Characeae.